Molecule: messenger RNA, 2240 nt
Organism: Rhagoletis zephyria (snowberry fruit fly)
Lineage: Eukaryota; Metazoa; Arthropoda; Insecta; Diptera; Tephritidae
Product: cytochrome P450 4g1-like
Molecular function (GO): heme binding; iron ion binding; oxidoreductase activity, acting on paired donors, with incorporation or reduction of molecular oxygen
Source: RefSeq, a predicted model, not a curated record
UAGAAUUUGAAAUGCAAAUCCAUUUCGAAAAACUGUAUUCCUAAUUAAAAGCUACUCAACGAAUUCAUUAACAGUUGCGUAAAUUGGAAAAUUACGAUUUAAUUUCGAAACCAUAAAAUUGCAUACAUGACCAUUGGUUCAGUCAGUCCAGUGUUAGCCGUGCUUUGGAACGGUAAAUUUGUAAAUUUGGUAAAUAACGCAUAGGAAUCAGGUGAACAGCUCGUUAUAUCGGGAUAAGGAAUUUCAUAUAACAAUUUUGGGUUAACCGAGGAAAAGGAGAACUGUGCAAAACGAAAAAUGUCAGCGGCUACGGCUACAGUACAAGAGACCCUUACGCAGGCAACCGCCGCCAGCGGUGGCGGAUUGGGCGCCUUGUGGACAUCGCUGAUCGGUGUAUUGUUGGUUGCGGCCUUAUACGAGUACUGGCGUCGCAGCUCACGCGAAUAUCGCAUGACCAAGAAUAUUCCCAGCCCACCGGAGGUACCUGUUUUGGGUAAUGCUCAUUUGGUGCUGGGCUGCUCGAAUGCUGAGGUUCUGGCUAAGGGCAAUGUCUAUCUUGAUAAGUACGGUGAUACACUACGCGCUUGGUUGGGACAUGUGCUCCUCAUAUUCCUCACCAAUCCCAGUGACAUUGAGAUCAUCUUGAGCAGCAGCAAUCACUUGGAAAAAGCAGAAGAAUACCGCUACUUUAAGCCAUGGUUCGGCGAUGGUCUGCUGAUCAGCAGCGGCAGUCAUUGGCGUCAUCAUCGCAAAAUGAUUGCGCCCACCUUCCAUCAAAGCAUUCUGAAGAGUUUCGUGCCGACUUUCGUGCAGCACUCUAAGAAUGUGGUGGAACGCAUGGCCAAGGAAUUGGGCAAGGAAUUCGAUAUUCACGAUUACAUGUCACAAACUACUGUCGAGAUCCUGCUUACCACUGCUAUGGGCGUAAAGAAGAUCCCGGAUGGUAACAAAAGCUUCGAAUAUGCCAAAGCUGUCGUGGACAUGUGCGACAUCAUACACAAGCGUCAAGUGAAAAUGAUGUACCGCUUGGAUUCCAUUUACAAUUUGACUAAAAUGCGUCAGAAGGGUGACAAGAUGAUGGAUAUCAUCUUGGGCAUGACCAAACGUGUGGUACAGGAUCGCAAAGCCAACUACAAUGCCGAGGGUAAUGCCAUUGUUGAGGAGAUCGAGGAGCCGCUAAAGAAGGCGGCCACUAAAAAGGUCAGCGGACUGCGUGACGAUUUGGACGACAUUGAUGAGAAUGACGUAGGCGCUAAGCGCCGUUUGGCUCUGUUGGACGCUAUGGUGGAGAUGGCUAAGAACCCCGAAAUCGAAUGGAAUGAGAAGGACAUUAUGGAUGAAGUCAACACAAUUAUGUUUGAGGGUCACGAUACCACUUCUGCUGGCUCAAGCUUCGCGCUCUGCAUGUUGGGUAUGCACAAGGAUAUACAGGAGAAGGUGUUCGCCGAGCAAAAGGCUAUCUUUGGCGACAACUUGCUGCGCGACUGCACCUUCGCUGACACCUUGGAGAUGAGAUAUCUGGAACGUGUUAUCAUGGAGACGCUGCGUAUGUACCCACCAGUACCAUUGAUUGCGCGUCGCGUCGACAGCGAUGUCAAGUUGGCUUCUGGUCCAUAUGUUGUGCCAAAGGGCACUACCGUGGCGGUGUUGCAAUAUCGCGUACACCGUCGCCCCGACAUCUACCCCAAUCCUGACAAAUUCGACCCCGACAACUUCUUGCCCGAACGCGCUGCCAAUCGCCACUACUACAGUUUCAUUCCUUUCAGCGCCGGGCCACGCAGUUGUGUUGGUCGCAAGUACGCUAUGCUGAAGUUGAAAGUACUGUUAUCCACCAUCAUUCGCAACUACACGGUGCACUCGAACGAGACCGAGGCGGAUUGGAAGCUGCAGGCUGAUAUAAUUCUGAAGCUGGAGAAUGGUUUCAAUGUAGUGCUGCAGAAACGUCAGCCAGUUGUGGCGUAAGCGUUGCCAAAAAAAAAAAACAAAAAAACCUAUAAACUUUUUUAAAUAAAUUUUGAUCUAACACCUAUGACGAGCUAAAUUAUAACUAAAAUUAAAUCAAAUAUCAUUACAUUUAGUUGAUUAAGAAUGCAUAUGUUUUAUAGUUUAAGUAGAACACCUUCCAAGACAAAAAUAUAAUGCCGGAUAAGCCAUACUUUUAGGGGACGAACGAGGACUAGGCGAAGAGGAAAUGAAACCGAUUGUGAUCAGCGAAAAUGGACGAUUGUUUUUUUUCGGGA